Molecule: messenger RNA, 5281 nt
Organism: Tripterygium wilfordii
Lineage: Eukaryota; Viridiplantae; Streptophyta; Magnoliopsida; Celastrales; Celastraceae
Exons: 1
Coding region: 680-2914 (744 amino acids)
Biological process (GO): mitotic sister chromatid cohesion; DNA repair
Cellular component (GO): nucleus; chromatin
Source: RefSeq, a predicted model, not a curated record
UUAUCCAUUUUUUCCUUUUUGAGGAACACCUUGUCUACUUAUACUGAAGUCCUCAAUCACUUCUACCUUCAAUUACAGACGUGUUAAUCAUUUCAGCAAAUUUCGUUUCUUCAAUGUCAUAUUGACAUAGGACAGGCAGUAAAUGGUUGAAGAUGUCUAUGUUUCAAUGCAUCGUAGAGAACCUAAUGACGGGAGCCCAUCCAAAAGUAUUUUAGGCGUACUCCUUCGGCUCAUAAAAUUACGAAUUAGUAUUUUAUUUUAAUUAAUGAUAUUUUCCUUAAUUAGUCCUUUAUUUUUAUUUGUAUGGGUUUCCUUAAUUAUUCAUUUCAGGGUUUUUUUUGGGUUGACUAUAUAAACUUGAUGUUGAGAAUAUUCGACUACAUUUGAUGACUACUGAAAUCAUAGCAUUGUACUACCAAAAGGUGUCUUCUCAAAAUUCUACCCCAUUUCCCCAGAUUUCUUCCCCUCACAGGUUCUCUUUCUUAAUCUCAAUCCUCCUACUGAUCUUCUCAAUUACAGCCAUCUACAUCAAUUGGAGUUUCUUAACCGUAGCUCCCUCCUAGAUCUGGUUUUUGCAUCUCAGAUUUGCUGUUUUCGAAGGCGAUCUGUGAUUUUUGUGUUGUGAAACCAACCAAGAGUGAAAUUUCAAAGGAUCUACAGAAAGAGAAACCUAAGUGAAAUGAUGGAUGCUUCGGAAGAUAAAGAGAUUGAGCAGCAGCUUAUGAGAGCAGGGAAUCGGCUGGGUGAACCACCGUCUUCUGUCAAUGAACUCCUUGCUCUCCUUGAUCAACUCGAGCAAUGCCUAAGAAAGGUGGAGCAAGCGCCCAAAAAAUCUAUGCUAGAUGCACUUGAUCCAUCAUUGAAAGCUUUGGUUGCGAAUCAACUUAUCAGGCAUUCAGACGUUGAUGUCAAAGUCGCGGUUGCCUCUUGUAUCAUCGAGAUCAUGAGAAUAACGGCACCUGAAGCUCCUUAUUGUGAUGACCGGUUGAAGGAGAUCUUUCGGCUGAUGGUAUCAUCAUUCAAAAACCUAUCUGACAAAUCCAGUCGAUCAUACAACAAGAGGACCUCAAUUCUUGAAACUAUGGCAAAGGUGAGGUUAUGUGUGAUUAUGAUGGAUCUUGAAUGUGAUGCAUUGAUUAUUGAGAUGUUUCGGCAUUUUCUAGAAACAAUCAGGAAUUACCACCCUCAAAAAGUAUUCUCACACAUGGAGACAAUUAUGACCUGUAUUUUACAAGAAAUUGAUGAUAUUACUGUAGAGCUAAUAUCUCCAAUAUUAGCUAGUGUAAAGAACAAUGAAGGAGUUCUACCUAUUGCUCGGAAGCUGGGAGAGACAGUACUCAAAAAUUCUGCUAGUAGACUUGAACCAUGCCUGAUACAGGCGGUGAAAACAUUGGGCAUUUCUCGGGAUGAGUAUAGUAAAGUGGUCUAUUUCAUAUGUGAAGAGUUAUCCAUAUAUGAACACAAAGAUGUCCAUUCUGCCAAUGAACAUAUAGCCGAGGGAAGCAAGAUGGCAAAAGCUUCAUCUGUGGGUGAAGCAGAGCAGGUUAAGGAAGAGAUAGAAUCAGAAGCUGCUUCCCCUGAACAGAUUGGCCCUACAAAUGGCAAGUCUUCCAAGCCAGUUGGUGAUCCACAAAUUAGUGAAUAUGCAUCUUUAGUAGAUUCAGACUUAGGAAUGCCUUCUGCUGAAGAUGGGGAUAAAAAGGCAUCAGAGGGAACUGACAAUUCAGAAGCAAAACUCCAUAGUUGUUCUGGGAUAGAGGUGCCUACUCGGACCUCUAAUGAAACACCAAUCAUGGUAGAAGCAUCCAAGAGGGAAAUUCGAAUAGAAAAUGAUUCAGAGGCUAAAUCACCAAAACAGUUAGUCAAGAAAGUAGACUCCCUCAGUAAGAUUGGGGAUGGGAUUUCUCCCAUUCGAUUAGAAGAUAGAGGGCAGGUAAAUGCAGUCUAUGAAAAAGUUGUAAUUGAAGAUUCAACCAAAGAUGAUAAAGAAUUGAUCUCUUCUCCAAAGGCAGCCGAACACUAUUUAAAGGAGAGUUCAAAGUCAAAGUCCAAAAGGAAGCAUACCUCGGUGAAAGAUAAGGAACCUGAUGCUGAGGGUUCUGGUGAGAAUCUGGUUGGAAAGAAGGUCAAAGUCUGGUGGCCGAUAGACAAGACGUACUAUGAAGGUGUCAUUGGCACUUUUGAUUCUGUUAAGAAAGAGCAUAAGGUUUUAUACGUUGAUGGUGAUGUAGAAAUGCUAAAUCUCAAAAAGGAAAAGUGGAAGAUCAUUGCAGAUUUCUCAGGUUCAGAUGGUGAAGGAGCUGAUCAGCCAAGUCCAGAUGCAACCUCCGAAAUGCCCCCGAAAAAGAAACUGAAAACAAAUUCUGAUCAGCCAACUAAGCAUGGCAAGUUUGAUGCUUCUCAUAAAAGGGUUGGAAGUACUUCCUCCGGCAAAUCCAAAGGGGCAGGGACAAAGGGCAAAUCUAAGAAUGUUAGUAAAGCUGGUAGAAAAUCCAAUGCUGACUCUAAGAUUAUCAACAAGUCUGAUGAUGAUGAUGGUAGCAAAUCCAGACAUUAUACGCCAAAAAGUUUGCGUAAAUUGAAGAAGGAUGACAAAGUCGCAGCAAGGACUAGCAAUUCAAAGGAGGAGAGAACUAUCGCAUUGAAAACCUCCAAGCCCAAACAAGACAACUCUAAGAGUCGUCAGUCAAGAAAAUACACCCCAAAUGCAACCUCCAGUGGCAAGGGUAAAACCCCAAAAAGUGGUCAGAAGACUAGAGCUAAUGGUAGUGUCAAGUUGCAACCUGGUUCAUUGAAGGUGAAAGGAGCCGAGGAUAUGAAGGGUGACUCCAAUGAUACUGCAAAAGUCACUGAAAAAACAAAGGGAAAGUUGGCAAGCUCAUCAAAGGCACAGAAAAAGUAUCGAAGAGCCUAGAUUUAAUGAUCUCUAUGCAGUUUCUCUUUACUCUGAAGUGGUCUGUUUGUUCUGCCCUGCAAAUCGUUUAGGAACCAUUUGCCCCCUUUUGUUUCUUGUUUCUUUUCCAUGUGCAUGAGAUUUUGUAACCAGCAUUACAGUUACUAGUUUAUGUCUUCGGAUUGUUAUAUACUUAUAUCUGAAACUGUUAGUCUAUCUUAUGUGCAGCUGUGAUUACUUUUUCGUAUUCUAUUACGGUUUCCUAGAAUGUCUACAUGUUAUUUGACAAGACUAUAAUAUAGUGGAAUGUGGAUAGGCAUAAUUAAGAAGAUUAGAAUAUAUUUGGAUGUGUAUCAUAAUUUUUAUUUCUUUCAUAGUCAUUGCUUAAUAUUUUCAUGAAAGGGUAGGGAUGAUGCCAACCAAAACUAAAAUUCAAGAAAACCAUUGAGAUGGCUUGAACAAGUAGCGUACAACAUAUAGAUAAUGGAAUACUAUUUACAACUAAUGCUUAGGAUCCAAAACUAAACCAAAACACUCGAUGACAGAACAUCUCAUCAUCAUCAUCCGAGCCUUUAUCCCAAAAGUUUGGGGUCGACUACAUGAGUCUAUGAGAAAAAUCACAUCCACUAUGUGUAUUUGUUUUCGCCAUUUGUUUCUAUUUAGGAUCAUACUUCCAUAACUCAUAUUGAUUCCAUAACCUUUGUUACUACUUCAAGCCAUGUCUAUUUAGGUCCUCCUCUCCGCUUCCUAUUCUCUCUUAUACAAAUUUUCUCGAUUCUCUUCACCACCGCACCGUUAUCUCUACGUUGUGCAUGCCUAUACCAUCUUAAAUUGUUUCCUCGCAACUUAUCUUCAAUUGGUGCUACUCCUACCUUAGAUCUAAUAAUCUAUUUUCUUAUCCUAGCUUUCCUCGCGUGGCCAUACAUCCAAUGAAGCAUUUGAAUUUCUACUACAUGCAUUUUUUGGAUAUGUUGUCCCUUAAUAGCCCAACACCCAGAGCCAUACAUCAUCACGGGUCGUAUAGCUGACCUAUAGAAUUUUCCCUUCAACAUUAAAGGAAUCCUUCUAUCGCAUAAAACCCCAGGAUGCACUCCUCCACUUCAUCCACCCGUUCUUAAUCCUAUUAGCUACAUCUUCACUAAUAUCUCCAUCACAUCAUCUUGGAAAAUCAAGUCAAAAUAUUUAAAAACUUUACUUUUUGUUACUUUUCUCCCAUCUAAUUCAAUUAUUCCUUCGUUCCCUUUAUAUGUUUUAGUCCUACUUAGUUUAAAUCCUUUAAACUCUAAGGUUUGCCUCCACAUCUCGAGUUCUGAGUCAACUCUCAAUCUUGUCUCAUCCACUAGAACUAUAUCAUCCGCAAACAUGCACCAAAGUACCUCAUCUUGGUUGUAUCGUGUGAGUUCAUCCACCACUAUAACAAAUAGGAAUGGGCCUAGUGCCGACCCCUGGUACAAACCUAUUGUGAUGAAAAACUCCUAGGGAAGCUACGGAUAGGGAUUUUUUUUAACCAUGUUUACAUGAACAAACAAAAGACAUGUUAAGAUUAAUUAUUUUGCCAUUCAACCCAAUAAGUUAACUUGUUAGAUUGAGCAUUUCACAUCAUUGAGGAGUGAUUAGUGCCAUGGAAUUUGGGGAAAAGAAAAUUUGGGGAGUCAUUCUUAAAGUUAUGAAUUUUGAUUGAUUGGUGGUGAUUGGUAUCAUGGAAGAAGAAAUUAAAGCUUGGAACUGAAAAAAAAAAAUCCGAGGAAAAAGAAAUGGUUGUCGUGAUUCCACUCAUAGUUCACCGGAUCACAUGGAGAAAAAGGAAUACGAGGGGAAAUAAUUGCAAUCUUCAAAAUAUUUAACACUUUAAUCUAGGAAAAUAAUAAUGUGACAUUUCGGCUUAGCAAGAUAAUGAGAGAAAUAUAUGAGUUCGAAAUCUAAGUUUAUGAAGUCUGGAAUACUUUGAUCAUCUGAUCAUAUGCACUUAAGUGGGUCUGUGCAAAUAAAGAAGUUUAAAACAGCAUUUGAGGGCUUUCUUUCGGUGUUCAGAAAUCUAUUUUGUUGGUAAUCUGUAAAAUAGUUUGAAGUAAUUUAAUUGUUGCAGUGUAUAGUAUUUACGUCAUUUGGGAAAGAGAUUUUCAUCAAACGCUCAAGAUGUCAUUUCCCUUAAUAUUUUCGCAGCAUAGAAUUAAAAUCGCGCCAGGAACUCCUAAACCUGGAACAUUAAUAAGGUCUCACACGCCUCUCAUUUUCAUAUGAAUGCAGUUUCCCAAAACUAUGAAACCAAUACCAGAUCAAAAAGCUCACUUCUAGACAGCAACAUGUUUCAAUCAGAUAGCAGGAGCUUCCAUAUAACAGAUAUUAAGUGCAUCACAUUUCAAAAAUAAAUAUUCAAAAGAUCGGAAA